CCGGCCGGCCAGCAAGGAGCGUCGCGACACCAAGCUCCGCACGCAGGUGGGCGCUCCGUCGUCGUCGAUGUCGAUGAUGGACGUCGGCACGGAGAUGACCCCGAUCGCCAGCUAGGAGCAGUCGAGGAGCGGCACCCCGGCCGGCGUUGCGACGCCGUCGCUGAGCCCGCUCUGCUCGGUGCCGGCCUCACCGUCCGCGUCGGAGCGGGAGCUGCAGCUGGGCAAGAUGAGCAUCGCGUCCUGGGCCAGCAAGGAGGAUCGCUUCCGCAACUCGCCCAAGAAGAGCGCCGACGAAGAAGACCGAGCCAAGAAGGCGGAGUUCGAAGCUUGAGUCACGGCAUGGGCAGAGUCCAAGAAGUGCAAGCUCGCAUCAAGAUAUCAGAGGAAGGAGGUGAGGAUUCAGGAGUGGGAGAACUGUCAGAAAUCGAAAUUCGAAGCCAAGAUGAGGCAUGCAGAGGUGCAGGCCGACCAAAUGAAGGCGCGGGCAAAGAACAGCCUGACCAAGAGGCUGUCCACGUUGAGCUACAAGGUGGAGGGGAAGCAGGCGAGGGUCGAAGCGAGGCGGAACCGGCGGGCAGUCCGGCUGGCCCGUCAGGUGCAGCGCAUCCGGAAGACCGGCCGCGUGCCGUCCCGGUUCCGGUGCUGCAGCUGGUUCCUCAGUUGAAAAUGAAACAAAAUUCAGAUGGCCUCUCAAGUGCAGCAUGACUGAAGAAGCAGCAUGAAGGUCUGAAUGCAAAAGCCUCCGGGACGAGAUGUACAUGAAAUUAUUUGAAUCAAUGUGCUGUAGGUGUUGCUUUGCUCUGUAGUCUGUACAAUCUGAAUGUCUGUGACCUGAGCUACAGUAGCAUGUUGCCGUUGUUAACAUGAGCUAAUGCUAAUGGCCUGCUGAUUAAUGUACUGAGAAAUUGAGAUCAUCUUUAUUGAUGGGGCAUGCUUUAUUUGCAUGAUUUAGAUGUCUUAACUUGA
Messenger RNA from Hordeum vulgare subsp. vulgare (domesticated barley), 966 nucleotides. RefSeq lists its product as uncharacterized. The transcript is spliced from 3 exons. The record is from RefSeq and is a predicted model, not a curated record. NCBI's taxonomy places the organism in Eukaryota, Viridiplantae, Streptophyta, Magnoliopsida, Poales, Poaceae. The annotation marks the transcript as partial.